AUGUCUGCUGUAGAAGCCGCGCAUAGUCUACUCAACGUGCCCGGCAAGCCCGACGCCUUGCACCGCGUCAAGAACGAGCCUGGCUACCUUACCCCGACCUUUGCGGCCAAGGAUGAGCAGCGCGCGAAAGUGCAAGCCCUCAUCGCGUCCAAGGGCUUCAUCCCGCAAGAACUGGUAGCGAACGAGGUCGCCUGGUUCUACCAACACCUUGGCAUCGACGACACCUAUUUCGCCAACGAAUCGCCCGAUGUCGUGUGCGAUCAUAUUCUCGCUCUCUUCGGCGCGAAACUGCUGGCGUACACGAAACAUGAUCCAACCACGCUCGUCAUCGAUCUCGAACGUAUCGCCGAGAACGAAGCUGGCGCUACAUUCAUCCACACAUCGCCACCCGGCAAGACCGCAACUGAGGGCCCCGGUGCUACGUGCGAGGCGCGCAUCGACGAGCUCUUCUUGAACAAAUCAACGCCGGAAAAGUGCUACCGCCUCGAAACGUACCGCUCGACCGGCGCUGUCUCGGCGAACACGCCACAACAGCUGCGCUGCUACUUCGUCUCGCGGUGCUCUUUCCCCACUGCACCGGCUGCUUCUGGCCGUAGCGAUGGACAGACGGACAUACGCACCGUAUCCGACGCAUCAUUCCUUGAGAAGGCGAGCGCGAAUACGCUCGAAAUCUACCAGCGUGUGAUGUGGGCCGUCGAGCGGCGUUAUGGCCCCGUCAUCGAGGUUUUCGAGGUCGAGGGCAGUCGCGAACGUCGUAUGGUCAUUGGUUACAAGAUGGGAGGCACCACUGGCCUCUUUAGUGCUCUCUCGAACCUGUACCACUACUAUGCGCUCUACUCAGCGCGCAAAUAUGUCGAGCAAUUCUCGAACGGCAUCACUAUCAUCUCGCUCUACCUGAACCCCAUGCCUUCAUCUGCUGCGCCUGGCGCUCCGCCGAUUGAACACAGUAUCAACCAGAUCAUGCGAGAGGUCUCGCUCCUGUACUGCCUGCCCGACAACCCGUUCUUCACGCCAACUUCGGGGUCAUUGGCCUCUGAAGCCUCACCGGCAUCUAUUACCGGUCAGGGCCACGCCGUACAGGAUGCUGCAUAUGCCUACGCAGGCUGGAUCUUCGCCCAGCACUUCUGUAACCGACUCGGCGCGGCAUACCUCCAGCUCAAGGCAGUCCUUGACGAGACCAACCCGGCGCAUGCGGACGUUCUGGACCAGAUUCGUCGCCGGUUCAGGGAGGAGACGUUCACCCGCGAGAGUAUCGCGAACAUCAUUCAUGCGCACCCCGAUAUCAUUCGUAUGCUCUACGUGAACUUCGCCAUGACGCACUACCCCGAGAGCGAUGCGAGUGCUCAGGCUAUGAUGCCAACGCUCUCGUACCAGCGUCUGCAGACCGAGCAGCCGCUGUCAGAUGUUGAGCUCCGCGAGCGCAUCCGCAAGACCGUCCAGGAUAAACAGGAGGCUGCGAUACUCGAGGCGCUGCUCAUCUUCAACAAGCACGUCCUGAAGACCAACUUCUACCAGCCGACCAAGGUUGCACUGUCCUUCCGCCUGGCGCCCGACUUCCUCCCGGAGAUUGAGUACCCGAACAAGCCGUUCGGUCUGUUCUUCAUCAUCGGCAAUGAGUUCCGUGGCUUCCAUGUCCGCUUCAAGGAUGUCGCGCGUGGCGGUAUUCGUAUCGUGCGCUCGCGCAACCGCGAGAACUACUCCAUCAACCAGCGCAUGCUCUUUGAUGAGAACUACGCCCUUGCCUCAACGCAGUCGCUCAAGAACAAGGAUAUACCCGAGGGUGGCGCGAAGGGCACGAUACUCCCGUCGCUCGGUGCCAACCCGCGGCUGUGCUUCGAGAAGUACGUCGACGCCGUACUCGACCUGCUCAUUCCCGGUCAGAGUCCGGGCAUUAAGGAGCGCCUCGUCGACCACUACGGCAAACCCGAGAUCUUGUUCUUCGGACCGGACGAGGGCACCGCUGAUAUGAUGGACUGGGCGGCGCUGCAUGCGCGUGCGCGUGGCGCUGAGGCGUGGUGGAAGUCGUUCACGACGGGCAAGACCGCCGCAUCGUUAGGUGGUGUGCCGCACGACGUGUACGGCAUGACGUCGUUGUCAGUGCGCCAGUACGUGCUGGGCAUCUACAAGCAGCUUGGGCUGCGCGAGAAGGACAUCACGAAGGUGCAGACCGGAGGACCGGACGGUGAUCUUGGCUCGAAUGAGAUCCUCCUCAGUUCCGACAAGACCAUCGCAGUCAUCGACGGCUCUGGUGUACUUGCGGACCCUGCUGGUCUCGACCGCGCCGAGCUCAUCCGCCUCGCGAAGCUGCGCGUACCCGUCGCGAACUUCGACACCUCCAAGCUCAGUCGUGACGGUUACCUUGUACGCGUCGAGGACCAGGACAUCAAGCUUCCCUCCGGCGAGGUGAUCCCCGACGGAACCGACUUCCGCAACGGCGCGCAUCUCCGUUUCAAGGCCGAUCUGUUCGUACCGUGUGGUGGGCGCCCGGAAGCGGUCAACGUGUCGAACGUCGCGGCGCUCGUCGACGCUGAGGGCAAGCCGCACUUCAAGUACGUCGUCGAGGGCGCGAACUUGUUCUUCACGCAGCAGGCGCGGUUGUACCUCGAGAAGCGCAAGGUCGUGCUCUUCAAGGACUCGAGCGCCAACAAGGGUGGUGUUACGAGCUCGUCGCUCGAGGUCCUCGCCGGUCUCGCGCUCAACACCCAGGAGUACUCCGACCUCAUGAUCUUCAAGGACAACAAGCCUUCGCCCUUCUAUGAGUCCUACGUCAAGGACAUCCAAGCGACCAUCUCCGCGAACGCCGCGUCCGAGUUUGCGUGCAUCUGGCGCGAGAGCGUGCGCCUCGGCGGCGCGAAGAGCCGCACGGCGAUCAGCGACGAGUUGAGUACUAAGCUCAACGCGCUGCAGGACGAGCUUGCUGGGAGUGACUUGUUUGAGGAUGAGCCGAGUAAGAAGGGUGUGAUGCGCAGGGCGAUUCCCAAGACGCUUGUGGAGAAGGUCGGGUUGGAGGAGUUGCUGAAGCGCUUGCCCGAGGCGUAUCAGCGCGCGUUGUUCUCGGCUUGGGUUGCAGCGCACUUCAUCUACAAGUACGGCGUGAACGCGUCGAGCGUCGACUUCUUCCACUUUGCCCGCGACUUGGCUCAUUAA
Messenger RNA from Peniophora sp. CBMAI 1063, 3147 nucleotides. NCBI's taxonomy places the organism in Eukaryota, Fungi, Basidiomycota, Agaricomycetes, Russulales, Peniophoraceae. The record is from the annotation of a GenBank genome assembly.